Helobdella robusta is the source of this 525-nucleotide messenger RNA. RefSeq lists its product as hypothetical. Bases 1 to 525 code for a protein of 174 amino acids. The transcript has 3 exons. NCBI's taxonomy places the organism in Eukaryota, Metazoa, Annelida, Clitellata, Rhynchobdellida, Glossiphoniidae. The record is from RefSeq and is a predicted model, not a curated record.
AUGAAGUAUGAGGAUGGAGAGAUAUGGUGGUGGGAAGUGAGGGACACAGACGCACACAUCAAGAAGAGAAUUGAGCAGUGCUACAAGGCAGUCGCCAGGAAGGAUAUGGCCACGAUUAACUCAUUCCUCUGCCUCUUUCAAUCAUUCAAAUACAAUCUACAAAUUGACUUUUUGAACUUCGUUAAAGAUACAAUGGCCUAUGCUAACCAACAUAGAAGUAUGUUAAUUGCAAUUGUUUCAGUUGAUCACAGAAAUCGAACGAGAAGGAGUGUAUCUAGGCAGCAGGCUGCAGACAACGGACAUGGAGACGGGGAAUCUGUAUACUCUGAGAAGGUUGAGGGGAACAUUAAAGAAAUCCUGGAGGAUUGGGAAAAAGUGAACACGGAAUCGAAUCAUCUUCCGGUUUCCGAGAUGUCUGCGAACAAAAGGACGUCAGCGCAUCGCUUCAAAGGCUCGAAGAUUCAUCUACGCAACUUGUCACAAGAUUCUCCAAAGAGGAGCAUAUUCGCUAAACAUGCCAAAUAG